This is a messenger RNA of Centropristis striata (black sea bass), 5779 nucleotides long. It is a transcript of the gene mcf2b, whose product is annotated as proto-oncogene DBL. The transcript is spliced from 26 exons. The record is from RefSeq and is a predicted model, not a curated record. Gene Ontology annotation, molecular function: guanyl-nucleotide exchange factor activity. Lineage: Eukaryota; Metazoa; Chordata; Actinopteri; Perciformes; Serranidae. Bases 1 to 3036 code for a protein of 1011 amino acids. Gene Ontology annotation, cellular component: cytoplasm. Gene Ontology annotation, biological process: dendrite development.
AUGGGAAACAAAAACCUGGGUGUCAUCUUCAUAUCUCAGCUCCAGAAAACCUCAUUUCCAGGAAAUCUCCACCUGGUCCUGGUACUCCGGCCCUCCGGCUUGUUAAGCUCCACCCCCAGCCCGUCUUCCAGCACCGACCUGGGCUUCCGCUUCAGCCAGGAUGACUUCCUGUUGAAGAUGCCGGUGGUGAUGCUGCGGUCAGUCGGCGACCUGCUGCGCUACAUCGACGAGAACCACCUGACGUCAGACUUCACCGCUAAAGUGGAAUACUGCCAGAGCGACUGGAUCGUCCUGCGCACGGCCAUCGAGACAUUCGCGGUGACGGUGAAGGAGAUCGCCCAGCUGCUGCAGAGCUUCGGAUCGGAGCUCUCUGAGACAGAACUCCCCGACGAAGCGAACGCUAUCGAGUUCCUGCUGCACUCGCACACUCACCGCUACCGGCAGAUGAAGGACGAUAUCCGCAGCGUGCUGAAGGAAGGACGGCUGCUGCUGUCCAACCUGGAGACGGUCAAAGCCUCCAAGAGAGACGUAGAGGAGGAGAGAGACCUGAAGUCAGACAUGGAUACUGUUCAGAGGCUCCUGGCUCAGCUCAGAGACAUGGAGGAGGCGUUUGACGGGUUCUUUGAGAAACAUCACCUGAAGAUGCAGCAGUACCUGCAGCUGCUGCACUACGAGAUCAGCUUCCAGCAGAUGGAGGAGGUGCUGCUGAGGAUCAUCAAACAGGAGCAGGAUGUUUCCUCAGUGGGGACGACGGUGGUUCAGACGGAGCAGCUGCUGACAGAACUGGAGACACUCGACAAACAUGCCGAGGAGGAGAUGGGUCGUGCUCAGGUUGUGAUCCUUCACGGUCACCAGCUGGCGGCGAGCCACCACUACGCGCUGGCGCUCAUCGUGCAGCGCUGCAACGAGCUGCGACAUCACUGUGAUGUCAUCACCGCCGCCAUACGCACCAAGAGGGCGUCGCUGGUCCGAGCCCGGGACCUUCUGCUGCGCCUGGAGGAGGCCCUGCGGUGGUGUGAUGAGGGGGCCUACCUCCUGGCCAGUCAGAUGGUGGACCGGUUCCAGAGCAGAGAAGGAGCCCAGGAGGCGCUGCAGUACCUGAGCUGCCACCAGCAGAGGGCGCCGUCCGCCAGGAGCUGCCAGGACGUCCUCAGUCUGGAGAUGGAGGGGAUCCUGAGCCCCACACUGCAGUGCCAGGUCUCCAUGGUGACGGAGAAGCUGGCGGCGGUGCAGCUGAUGAUGAGGAACAGGGAGCAGUGUCUGAGGAAGAUCGCCGACAUGACGGUCAGACCCAUCCAGCUGGUGGCCCCCAGACCUGAACCCAGCCAGACCAGGUCCCCCCUCUUCUCCCCCAAACAUGGAGUGGACUUUAACGUCCUCAACUCAAAGUUCUCCUUCGACCUGCUGCCUGGAAAAAGAGCCGCCAGGAGGAACAACAGCCAGCGCAAGAUCGAGGUGAUGCACGACUUUCAGGGAAACCGCAGCUGUCUGUACGGAUCCACCACGGAGACGGAUUCAGAGGCGGAGGACAACCCGGAGCAGGUCACACGACACGUGAUGAAGGAGCUGAUCGCCACAGAGAGGAUCUACGUGGACGAGCUGCUCUCAGUGCUGCUGGGCUACAGAGCGGAGAUGGAGGACCCGUCCAUGUCUAAUCUUCUUCCCCCGGCUCUGUGCAGCGAGAAAGACGUUUUGUUUGGGAACAUGCCAGAAAUCUACCAGUUCCACAGCAGGAUCUUCCUCCAGGACCUGCAGAGCUGUCUGGAGUCUCCGGAGAGAGUCGGAGCGAAGUUCCUUCAGCGGAAAGACAGGUUCCAGGUGUACGAGCGUUACUGCCAGAACAAGCCUCGCUCCGAGCUGCUGUGGAGACAGGUCUCCGACUCGCCAUUCUUCCAGGAGUGCCAGAGGAAGCUGGAGCACAAGCUGGGUCUGGACUCGUACCUCCUGAAACCGGUCCAGCGCCUCGCCAAGUACCAGCUGCUGCUCAAGGAGCUGCUGAAACACUGUACGGAGGAGCGAUACCGCUGCGAGCUGCAGGAGGCGCUGGACUCGAUGCUGGAGCUGCUCAAGUCCGUCAACGACUCCAUGCACCAGAUCGCCAUCACUGGAUACCAGGGCGAUCUGAGCCAGCUGGGUCGCGUGGUGCUGCAGGGCGGCUUCAGCGUCUGGAUCAGCCACAAGAGGGCGGCGGUGCGCAUGAAGGAGCUGGCCCGGUUCAAACCCAUGCAGAGACACCUCUUCCUCUACGACCUCGCUCUGCUCUUCUGCAAGCGCCGCGACGAGGACGCUCACGGCAGGACGCCGUUCUACAGCUUCAAGUCCUGCCUCAGAAUGAGUGCGGUGGGAAUCACGGAAAACGUGAAAGGAGACAUGAAGAAAUUUGAAAUCUGGUACAGCGGCAGAGAAGUUGUCUACAUAGUUCAGGCUCCCACUCUGGAGGUUAAAGUUUCUUGGCUGACGGAGAUUCGAAAAAUUCUCACCAACCAGCAGAAGAUGCGCCAAGACGAAGCUCCGUCUCUGCCGCUGUCGGACUCUCAGCUCUCUGACAGCUUUAGUGCAUCAGAGAUGUGUGUGUCGUGGGGCGGAGCGUCGGUGGGAGGCUGCUCAGCGUGUCUCCCUGUCACUCACAGCUCCUCGGCAACAAGCCACGCCCACAGGCGGCAGGGGGAGGAGUCUCUGCACACAAGCCCCGCCCACUCUGACCCCGUGGUCCACUCCCCGCGGCGAACGUGGCCUGUUCCCGCCCACUCAGUGGCGAUCUGUGACGGGCUGGAGGACUGGGGCGCAACGGACCUCUCCAACAUCUCGGACUCUGACGAGGAGGAUCAGCCCGCCCCCCUGGUGGCGGGUCGGUACCGGGUCAUGGUAGAGAGCAGCAUGGCCAGCACUGAUGACAUCAUCUUUAACUGCGGCGAUGUCAUCCAGCUGCUGCACGAGGAGCUGUCGGGGAUGUGGAUGGUGAGAAACAUCAGCCGCGGGGAAGAAGGACGAGUUCUACCUGAAGACCUGCACAGGAUCCUGGGAGAGACGUGCUGAGACACACACACACACACACACACACACACACACACACACACACACACACACUCAUCAGCUGUUUCCUGCUGUGACUGUUGGACCUCAGAAGGAUGUAAACUUCAGACGGGAACACACGAAGCACACGAGCAGGAAAUCUUUUUCUUCAUCUAUAUUUUAGAGAAAUCAAGCAGUGAAGCUGCAGAUUGUUUGGACUUUUUGUUUCAGAGUUCCAGUUUUUCAUUUCUAUUUUCUUAUGAAAUAUAACAGUAACGUGUCAUUACUGUUCAUGUGCCAAACAGCUCAGAUAAUAACUGGCUUCUUCCUGCUUUACCUUCUGCUGUCUCUGCUUUUAAUUCUUUUCAUUCAACACUUGUUUUUCCUAAAGCAGCUCUGGAGGGCCGAAACCGCUCAAUUAAAAACAUUAAAAAAUAAAUAAAAGUCUUGAUGAAUACAUAAAUGAUUAAAUACACCAUUUAAUGGACCAAAGACAAUAUUAAAAUAAAAUAUAUACAUUAUUAAUUUUAAAAAAUAUGACAUAAAAUGAUAUUUAUGAUUUAAUUUGGGUCUUUUUUUUACUAACUUAAAUAUAUAUCCCAUUUAUUCCCUAAUUAGUCCUAUUUCUCUUUUAUUUAUUUAUUUAUUCAAUUAUUUAUUCAUUUAUUUUAAAUGUAUUUAAUUACUCUUCAUGCAUUUUCUUUUUCUUUUGUAUUUUUCAAUUAUUUUUAACAUUUUUUUUCAUUUUUUCAUUCAUUUUAUUUAUUUUAAAUUUAAAAUGUAACAUAGAUUUACAUUUUUGUGCUCCUUUAUUCAUUUACCUUUUUUAUUAAUUCCCCUAUUUAUUUAUUUUCCUGUUCAAUUUUUCUUCCAUUUGUUGAAAACAUUUAUUACAAAAUGUGUCAUUUCAAAUGUAUUUACAUUUCUUUCCUAAUUUUAAAAUGCAUUUGUUCAUUUACUCCCCCAACAAAUAUAAUUUUAAUAAUAUUUUCAUUACAUUAAAUGGUGUAUGAAUGUAUUUAUUUAUUGCGUAAUUUAUUUAUAUAUUUUUUUUAUUAUUGGUUUUUCUGGUUCGGUCCUCCGUACUUGGCGAGCUUUAACUACAUAACUUGCAGAUAUUUCCAAGUGAGUUAAUUCUCCAGUUUAUUAUUUUCUUUUGCUGCUUUCCGAUGAUGAUUUUUCUGUGAUUUGAUUGAUUUUUAAUAUAAUUCUGCUGCUCUGCAUGUACAGAUCACCGCCUGGUGCUUUAUUUAAAUGGAGUAGUGUAGAAGUAUAACUACCAGCUGAAUAUUACAGUUACAUUGUGGAUUACGUGACAUCAGGAGCUGAUUUCAUGAGAAGAAGUUCUUUAAAACUGCCGAGUGUUGAAACAGUUUAAAGAACUUCUUGUCAUGAAAUCGUCUCACGCUGAGGAUUCACCAGGAACACACAGAAUCAUUCAGUUUACUGUCAAUAUGUAAAUGGUAAAAAUCUAAAUUUUAGAUUUUAGAACAAGUCAUCUAAAUAUUAAAUGUUCUGUACUCACAGCUGUCAGCUGAUUUCUGAUCUCUGAGGUAGAUUCUCUGCGGAGGACUGAAGCUGCCAGAAUAAAAAAUAAGUUACUGUCAAAAUAAUAUUAGAAUAAAUGUAGGCACUAAAAAUUUUUUUUUUUUGUAAAUAUGUUUUACAGGCACAAAUACUUUGAUAAAAACGUGACUUGAAUUAAAUAGUUGUAGUAUAUAUUAAAUUUAUGGAGGGCAGAAACUGCUAAAUAAAAAUAAAAAAUUAAAACUCUUGAUAAAUAAUUGAAUACACCAUUUAAUGGACCAAAAACAUUACAAUCAAAUAUAUACAUUAAUAAUUUGAUAAAUUAAUUUAAUUAUUUCAUGAAUUUAUUUAUUUUAUUUAUUUACAUUUGGAAUAAUUCCCUUAUUUCUCUGUUUUUUCUAUUUCCUUUUUAUUUAUUUAUGAAAUUGUGUUUCUUAUUUUCUGUGCAUUUUUUCCUGAAGUUAUUGAAUGUAUUUAUUAAUUUUAAUGUUUUUAUCUUUAUUUUUUGUUUAUUUUUUCAUGUAUCCAUUCAUUUUUUUCACUCUUGUGACACUUUCUUUUUUUUUUCAUUUAUUUAUUAUUAUUAUUAUUAUUUAUUAUUAUCACUUGAAGCCUAAUAGAGAAGAAAUGCAUAAAGAAAUAACACAAAAAGUGUUAUAAGAUUUAUGAAUUAAAUAAAGGGGAAAAUAAAAUAAAAAAACAAAUAAACAAAAAUACAAAAAUAAAUCAAUUUUAAAAUUAGUAAAUCAAUCUGUAAAUAAAACAAUAAAUUCUGAAAAUAACAGAUAAAAAAUAAUGGGGAAGUAAAUAAAUUUGGGAAUUAAUAAAGAUAAUAAAGAAGCAAAUUCAAACAAAUAUGAAUGUAUCUCGUAUUCAUUAAAUUAAUCCCUGUGUUUAAUUGUAAUAUUAAUUUUGGCACAUUUACUUGCAUACAAAUUUAUUUAAGUUAAAGUAUUCUAAUUUAUUUUGGCAGCUUGGAUCCUCCGUAAGUCUCUAUAAAAAUUAUUCUCACAACAUCGUGACAAAGUCUCAUUAAUGAGUGACAUCAUCAUCGUGUGACAUCAUUAAUUAAUGCUCACUGAUCCACUGAAUCUUUAAUAACUCUGUUUGCUGCUUCUGCUCAUUUUGCACUUUUUAAAAAUAUUUUGAAUCAUCGUGAACGCUUGUAUUAUAACGCAUAAUGUAUAUGAUGAUAAUGAUUAUUUUACAGAAAUAUAAAGCACAGGGUUAUUUAAUUUGA